AUGGCGGCCGCGGCGCGGGGCGACUACAAGCUCACCGACUACGAGGAUCGGGCGGCCCGAUACGGGUCGGAUGUGCGCCUCUACCUACCCGGCUACGGCGCGAUGUUCGACAUGGCCGCCGCGUUGCUGUCCAGCCGCGCGCCGGGGGAUUGUAAUCUGCUGGUGGUGGCCGCGGGUGGCGGGGAAGAGUUCUGCGCCUUCGGGUCGAGAUUCCCGGGCUGGAAGAUGACGGGCGUGGAUCCAUCGCCCGCGAUGCUGGCCGUGGCGAGGCAGAGGGUGGAAGAAAUGGGGAUUGGCGAUCGGGUGGAGACGCUGUGCGGCACGGCGGGCGACCUGCCGGAGGGGAAGGUUUUUGAUGCCGCGACAUGCAUGUUUGUGAUGGGCAUGAUCCAGGACGAUGGCUCCAAGCUGGCGUUCCUGAGGGAGGUGGCCAAGCGGCUCAAGCGUGGAGCGCCGUUGCUGCUGGCCGACGCGGUGGGGGACGUGGGCAGCGAGGCGUUCGGGAGAAUCAUGGCGGACGUCGCGGCGCACGGCAUCAGCGGCGGGAUGCAGGAGGACGAGAUGGACAAGUUUCGGUCGCAGGUUGGGAGGCUGCCGAUUGUGACUGAAGCCCGGGAGAUGGAGCUCAUGGAGCAGGCGGGCUUCGCGGUGGAGUACCAGUACUUUAGGGCGCUUAUUUUCAGCGCCUGGAUUGCGUACAAGAAGUGA
Ostreobium quekettii is the source of this 708-nucleotide messenger RNA. NCBI's taxonomy places the organism in Eukaryota, Viridiplantae, Chlorophyta, Ulvophyceae, Bryopsidales, Ostreobiaceae. The record is from the annotation of a GenBank genome assembly.